UCUAUAACAUCAAAACAAACUCUAGAAGAAAAAAAGUUGUAAGGUAUGUUUUGACACGAAAGAUCUUUCUUAAGCACUCACAAGCUUACAAAUAUAAUUAUAGGAGAAAUUAUCAUUUUAAAAACAAACAACGUAAGCCAGUAGAAACAUAUUUAGCUGGCAUAAUUUUUAUAUUAUGGCACAUCUAACGAUAAAACAGUCAGAUCACUGUAUUCAUUUAAUGGCAUUGUUAAGAAAAUAAGAAAUGAAGGUCUGAAAAGGAAAAUAUGUCAGAUCAAAGCAUGACACAGCAUGACAUGAUGGUGCAGGGAACAAAUUCCCCUACAUCUCAUCCUGACACCAGGCUAUCUGAGAUAAGAAUGGUGAUGUUUGGGGGUCGGCAGUUAAUGGGAGUUUUAGAAGCAAGUGGAAAAAGUUCAGCAGGAAACAUCAUUCUGGGGAGAAAUGCUUUUGAUAUUAGUAGAAGAACUGCACGAUCUGUUCAAGCUACAGGGGACGUACAUGGAAGACGUCUGACAGUUGUCGACACUCCAGGCUGGUGGUGGCAUUACUCGGUGGAAUUCACUCCUAUGUUUGACAGACGGGAAAUCAUAAGAAGCCCAGCACUAUGUCUUCCCGGACCUCACGCCUUCCUUCUGGUCAUACCUGUAGAUUUAGCAUUUCCAAGUAUCUACAGAAUGACUCUGGAACAACAACUGAAUUUUUUGUCUAAUGAGGUCUGGAAACACAUUGUGUUGUUCACUUCUACUGAGCCGUGUGAUGAGAGCUCUUUGGAGAACAAGGUCAGAAAAUGGCCAGAUGUCAAACAGCUAAUCGGGCGGUGUCACAACAGAUACCACAUUCUUAAUAUUCACAACCAGAGCGACAACACUCAAGUGAUCGCACUGCUGGAAAAGAUUGAGAAAAUGGUGGCACAAAACAAUGGUCGUCACUUUAAGAUUGGCAGGAACAUCUAUGUGGUGGAUGAGAGAGAGAAGGUAAAUAGAGAAAGAGCGAAUCAAAGAAUUCUUGCUGGGAAGAGGCAAAGAGCUGAACUCCGAGCACAAAUCAGAGAUGGGCCACAACAUCUGACUGAUAUAAGGAUUGUGAUACUUGGAGCAGCAUGGGCUGCAAGGAGCUCUGCAGGCAACAUCCUUCUGGGAAAAGAAGCUUUUAAAGUUGACAAUUCAAGAACAACAGUGUGUUGUGAGGUAAAACAUGCUGAAGUUUACGGGAGGCAGUUGACCGUGGUCGACACUCCGGGCUGGUUCUGUAACGUUCCUGUCGAGAACACAUCACAGCUGGACAAACUGGAGAUUAGACGUAGUGUAUGUUUAUGUCCACCUGGUCCACAUGCUAUUCUAUUGACUAUUCCCAUUGCCAUAACAUAUGACAAGACUUAUAACAAGGUUGUGGAGGAACACGUGGCCCUCUUAGGGAAAAGGGUCUGGAAUCAUACAGUUGUGCUGUUUACCAGAGGAGACCGGCUUGGAGAUACAACCAUUGAGGAACGUAUUGAAAAUGAGGGAAAGCAACUGCAGUGGCUUAUUAAAAAGUGUGAGAACAGAUAUCAUGUCUUCAACUGCAAGCAGAACACAGACAGCACACAAGUCCUGGAACUGCUUGCAAAAAUUGAGGAAGUCAUGAUGGAAAACAAUGGCUGUCAUUAUGCACCAGAGACGGACAGCAGUCCAUCCACAGAGCUCGAGCUAAACAUGAAAACGGCCAAAAGAAACAUGAUGAAAGUGAGAAGGCAAAGAGAUAUCCUUCAAGAACUGCUGAAGGAAAGAAAAUACACUCUCUCAGAUGCGAGGAUUGUGCUUCUUGGAGGAGGAAGAGUCGGAAAAAGCACGUCAGGAAACGUCAUUUUGCAAGGACAUUUGUUUGAGAAGACACCUGAAGAGGAUUUUAUUAUCCGCACAAGAACAAUGCAAUGCGUGAUGAAACAGGGGCAAAUUGAAGGAUGUCAGGUCUCAGUGGUGGACACACCAGGCUGGUCCACAUCAACUCUGGAAAAUGCAAAAGAAAUCUUACAUAGUGUGACAGUUUGUUCCCCAGGACCUCACGCAUUCCUGCUAGUGUUGCCUGUAGACGAAUCGUUCUCGAAAAGAUCCCAACGAACAGUGGAGGAGCUCAUGAGCCUAUUUGGUGACAAUGCUUGGAAACACACUAUAAUAUUAUUCACUCAUGGACACUGGUUGAUGGACAGAACGGUUGAGGAGUACAUCGCAUGUGAAGGAGAAGCUCUGCUAGAGUUGAUAGAAAGAAAGUUUGGAAACAGAUAUCAUGUGCUAAAUAAUGACUGGACAAAUAGAUUUCAAGUAACAAAUCUGCUCAAGAUGAUAGAACAAAUGGUGGCUAGAAACAGAGGUGAAUACUUCACUCUGAAAAACAAAGAAAGCAAGCCGACAACAGCGACGACGACAAAGACAACAACAGUGCAUCAAAUGUUUAAUGAGACCCUGGAAGACGAGUGGAAAAAACACGAAGAUGAACUCAUAGAGAGGAUGUUGGAGGCAGCAACAGUGGAUCUGAAUGAAGAAACCGAGGAGUUAUAUCAUAAACGAAGAGGAAGCAUUAAUCUCACAAUCCCAGAAAUGAGUGAAGAUUCACUAUUAGAUGGAGCCAGUUCGGCUGGAGCUGAUCCCCUGGACCCUGCUGACAAAGUAUGUCGAUGGCUCAGACCUAGACGUGCAGCGUCAUCAUCGUCUGGACACGGCACCAUGAGCACUACAUCAAGCUGUCAAGAUCCGAACAGGGAAAGUCUGAAAGAUGAUAUUCCAGCUCACAAACACACUCCCAGUGACAUGGACAAUAUGAAAUAUGGCACUAACAUAACAGAGCAAAGGCAUACAAGAUCAUUUUCAUUUUAGAUAUGACCUGUGCAUCGCAUUGGUUAACUAUGGACCAUUUUAUGUCCCAGGGGUUCUUGAAAGUUCAUUAUUAGAAAUUGUAAUGUUUGAAUUUUUCCCACAUUUUUCUUUUCAAGUUUUUUUUUUUAAGUAACAAAGGUU
Molecule: messenger RNA, 2993 nt
Organism: Labeo rohita (rohu)
Lineage: Eukaryota; Metazoa; Chordata; Actinopteri; Cypriniformes; Cyprinidae
Product: GTPase IMAP family member 8-like
Molecular function (GO): GTP binding
Source: RefSeq, a predicted model, not a curated record